Protopolystoma xenopodis is the source of this 741-nucleotide messenger RNA. NCBI's taxonomy places the organism in Eukaryota, Metazoa, Platyhelminthes, Monogenea, Polystomatidea, Polystomatidae. The record is from the annotation of a GenBank genome assembly.
UGGGAGCAUUUGACGCAUGCGAUCGUAAACAUGUACGAUGCUUUAAAAGACAAGGAUAAACUUAGCAAUCCUAUCAGAUUAUCGAGUCUUCUCUCAGAACCUCAUUUACUUGAUGAUCCUUUGCCUCGUGACAACCAUGUUCAUUCAGAAUCUACUCGAUUAUCACCUCGAGCCGAAAAUGCCCCGUCCUUGAGUGUUCACAAGGCCAAUAGCUGCAAUAGCGAUACUGUUAUCUACUCUUCCACUACAAGUAACAUCGAUUCUUUUGAUAAAUUUGGCAAAGCCAUCUCAUCCUCAACUUCACGCUUAUUGCAAUCGAAUGAUCACAAGCACAAUUCGUCCAUGUUACAUUCAGCCUCCGAUAUAUUCUGCAAGAAUACACAUGAAUCCGAAGGUCAGCCUCCGAGUGGGGAUCAUACACUGCUGACUAAUAUAAAAACCGAUUCUAUAUUGGUUUCUACGGAUAGCACUGUCAAUUUAACUAAUGCUGCACCCGAUCCUGGAUGUGACUCUGCCCUGACCACUUGCGAUGUUCACCUAGCUGAGAUUCCCGAAACAAUUAGCAGUAGUGUAACUUCAUCCGGUCUUGAUUCUGUCUUAAUCGAUACUCAGGCACUUCUGGCUUCUCCGACUUUAGACAAUCAGGAAAAGCGCCGCUCCAGCAGAGUAAGUGCCGCGAAAUUUUUAAAGACUAAUGAGAUGAGUAAUUCCAUAACUACCAGUAAAUCCAGCUCCAAGUAA